UCAAAAAUGUUAUAUAUAGAGGAAGAGCAGCCAGCAGCCACCCACAACACUCACACAUUGCAAAAGCAAUCACACUUCCACUUUGCAAGAGAUUCAAUUAUAUUCACUGAAAUGGGGUCGAACUCGACAUGGACGGCCAAGCAAAACAAGCUGUUUGAGAAUGCACUGGUUACAUACGACAAGGACAGCCCAGAUCGGUGGCAGAAUAUAGCCAACGCCGUUGGCGGCGGCAAGACGGCGGAGGAGGUGAAGCGCCACUAUGAGAAACUUGUUGAAGAUGUCAACCACAUCGAGUCUGGACAAAUUCCUUUGCCCAAUUACCCCUCAAAUGCAGAUACGGCCAAAGGAUACAAAAUCACGUUUGAGGAACAAAGGCUGAAAAAUUUGAAGCUUCAGUGAAGAAAAUACGCGAAUCAAAGCAUUAAGGAUUCAAAUCCAUUUCCUUUGAGCACUGGAAAGCUACAAACCAAAGAAAUAAAUCGAGAACAAAUACAAAUUAUAUACCUUAUUACGUCUAUACCUACUUUGUGCUUUACUUUUCAUAUGAUUUUUAUAUUUCCAGGAAGUUCUCCAAUUGACUCCCUUUUUGGUCAUGUAGUCAAGUUGUAACAGAUUAUGUAAGUAAUAACAAAUUUGUAUACAAUGUAGUGUCGAUA
Olea europaea var. sylvestris is the source of this 656-nucleotide messenger RNA. Its product is annotated as protein RADIALIS-like 3. NCBI's taxonomy places the organism in Eukaryota, Viridiplantae, Streptophyta, Magnoliopsida, Lamiales, Oleaceae. The coding region runs from base 7 to 399 and encodes 130 amino acids. The record is from RefSeq and is a predicted model, not a curated record. Gene Ontology annotation, molecular function: DNA-binding transcription factor activity. The transcript has 2 exons.